AUGGCGAACCAUCACAUGUCACAUGACAAAACAUCACAUGACAAACCAUUACAUGACAAACCAUCGCAUGACACACGAUCACAUGACAUACCAUCACAUGACAUACCAUCCCAUGACAUACCAUCAUAUGCCAUACAGUCACAUGACAAAACAUCACAUGACAAACCAUUCCAUGACAAACCAUCACAUGAAACACCAUCACAUGACAUACCAUCCCAUGACAUACCAUCAUAUGCAAUACAGUCACAUGACAAAACAUCACAUGACAAACCAUUACAUGACAAACCAUCACAUGACACACGAUCACAUGACAUACAAUCACAUGGCAUACAGUCAAAUGACACACCAUCACAUGACAAACCGUUACAUAACAAACAAUCACAUGACACACCAUCACAUGACAUACCAUCCUAUGACAUACCAUCACAUGCCAUACAGUCACAUGACACACCAUCACAUGACAAACCAUUACAUGACAAAGCAUCACAUGACACACCAUCACAUGACAUACCAUCACAUGCAAUACCAUCACAUGACAUACCAUCACAUGACAUACCAUCCCAUGACAUACCAUCACAUGCCAUACAGUCACAUGACACACCAUCACAUGACAAACCAUUACAUGACAAAUCAUCACAUGACAAACCAUCACAUGACACACCAUCAUAUGACAUACCAUCACACGGCAUACCAUCACAUGACAUACCAUCACAUGCCAUACAGUAA
Molecule: messenger RNA, 726 nt
Organism: Mya arenaria
Lineage: Eukaryota; Metazoa; Mollusca; Bivalvia; Myida; Myidae
Product: histidine-rich glycoprotein-like
Exons: 2
Coding region: 1-726 (241 amino acids)
Source: RefSeq, a predicted model, not a curated record